GACAAGCUUAUAGUUAAAAUAAGGUGUUUUUCUACUCCAUUUUGUUUUAUAUAAAAAACAAAGCUCAUAAUUGUUCGACAUACAACUGACAAAGCGAAAUUAUUGUAUCUUCUAGAUCAUCAUGCAAAUCUUUGUGAAGACUCUAACUGGCAAGACCAUUACAUUAGAAGUGGAGCCUUCUGACACAAUUGAGAAUGUGAAGGCGAAGAUCCAAGACAAAGAAGGAAUUCCUCCUGAUCAACAGCGUCUCAUCUUUGCUGGCAAGCAGCUGGAAGACGGACGCACCUUGUCAGACUACAACAUUCAAAAAGAAUCCACACUUCAUCUUGUACUGCGUCUUCGUGGAGGCAUGCAGAUCUUCGUGAAAACUCUGACCGGAAAGACCAUCACUUUGGAAGUAGAAGCUUCGGACACAAUUGAGAAUGUGAAGGCGAAGAUCCAAGACAAAGAAGGAAUUCCUCCUGAUCAACAGCGUCUCAUCUUUGCUGGCAAGCAGCUGGAAGACGGACGCACNUUAUAUAUAUAUGAGUACUUAAUAGGGAUAUUCCACAUCCGGGACAAAAAAUUAACAUCAAGCAAUCGUUGA
Molecule: messenger RNA, 586 nt
Organism: Bombyx mandarina (wild silkworm)
Lineage: Eukaryota; Metazoa; Arthropoda; Insecta; Lepidoptera; Bombycidae
Product: polyubiquitin-A
Molecular function (GO): protein binding
Source: RefSeq, a predicted model, not a curated record